Mycena citricolor is the source of this 5708-nucleotide messenger RNA. NCBI's taxonomy places the organism in Eukaryota, Fungi, Basidiomycota, Agaricomycetes, Agaricales, Mycenaceae. The record is from the annotation of a GenBank genome assembly.
AAGAUUCUCGGACCGCCUUCCGGAGCAUGAAAAUCUCUGUCAGACACGUGACCUUGCGGUGCGAUCAUCACAUCGCACUUCAAAAUUUCAGUCUCGCGUUCAUGCCAGAGCCCCCGGCAAAAAGGCAGAAAUCGAGCGGGCGGAUCCCACGAAAGUUUGCUACUGCUGAUGAGAUACGCCAAGCGCUCAGCUCGCACGAUCAAGCUGAACUCGCGCACACUCUUUCUGAUCUCCGGACACAAUUUGCGCUUUGGUCACACGGGAACAGCAGUUCAAUCUCCAGCUCCGACCCCCGCUUGCUGCUUGUCUCGAAAUAUUUGGAGGCGUCGCCGGGAGCACACGACUUAUUUUCAUUAUGGGAAUCGUACAGUCCCAACAUCCGAAAUCCGGGACCCCUCGUCCUUCUAGUCUCGCUCUUCGCAUCAAUCUUAUCCCUCUUGUCAACUCAUUAUACGUUUCACGCCCCCGGACAUACGAUUGUCCGCACACUGUUGACACCAGCAUGGAUGAGGAGAUUGAACUCGUACGUUGGCGGAACACAUAAUGAGCUUGUGCUUGUCACUCUGAAAUUGUUCAACGUCCUCUCUGUCUUUGGUGGAGGACGUGAGAAGCGAGCGGUGCUGGAGGGGUUCGCUUGGGAGACCAAGUCGUUGCCCAAACUGCUUAGUAUGCGACGGAGAUCCAGCUUUGAGGAUUCUGCUGACGCUCUUACGAAACCUGACAUAAGGACCCUUUACGUUCUUUUCUGCCUCUCGUUCGUCGACCACGAUACUCUGUAUCCCCUCAAGACGGCCUUUCUUGAGCAGCAUAAGGAUGUCUUCUAUUCCAUAUUCCGCGGACUUCACCAAGAUUCAUUUGUGGUGAUCCGUCGAGUACUUGAGAUCUGCUGGGCCGGCAUAUGGUCCGAUCCAAAACUCAAGCGCACACUCAAAAUCACUCUAUUCAAUGAAAUCACCAUUUCCCACUUGCUCAAGAUCCACGAACGCCAGAGCGCUGAGGACGACGACCCGGAGCACGUUCCAGCUGAUCUUGUCCAUCACUUCUUGUUGGCAAUCUGUACCCAUCCUGGGCGGGGACUUGUGUUUAAGGACCAAGGCUGGUACCCUCGCACAAUCGGGGCUGAUGACAAGGGGAAUAGCAGGCUGUACAAUAAGAUUCUGGCGAACAUCCUCAAGACGCUGAAAGUCAAUGAGGACUCGCGCCAUCAGGAACUGGCCCUGAAGAUGAUGGCCGCCUGUCCGGAGCUAGUUGCUGGAUUCUGGUCUGCCGCAAAUCUGACUUUGGAGCCGCGGCUGUCCUCACGCUGGAUUGCCAAUAUCUCGUUCUUUGGCCACGUUAUCUCGUUGCCAGUUCCAACGGCUUCGUUUUCAUCUGUGGACCAAACUGUGCUGUAUCAGCCCUCCCCACCUCCCCUGAAUAUCAUCCUCGAAAAUGUCUUUCCUUCGGUCAAUACCAAGACGCAUUUUUCGAAAGGCUUGCAACAUUCGAGUGGACUCGUUCAACACUGCACUGCACUAGCUUUGUGCAAGUGCUUGGGCAAAUACAGGGCUGUCUUGGACGAUUUCCGAAUUAUCCAGAAUGCGCUCAAAGAAGAUGUCAGCGAUGGACAAUGGUCCAAAAUGCAGCGAGAUCUAGAGAAGGAAAUACGGCAUCGGGUGCCCGAGUUCCAGGUGGUCUUAGCUUACGCAACUGGCAAGACAGACAACGAUGCCAAGGCGGCGCUUUUGGCUGAAAGUGCUCAGCGACUUCUGUGGAUGUAUCACUCCUGUCUGCCUUCUCUCGUGUCUGAAACCCGGUUCGACGUAGGGAAAAUGGUCCAGAAUCUAUCCUCACAAACGCAGUCCUCGGCAUCUGCGGAAGGACUCAACCCCGUCCGACGAUUGCAUGUGAUCCGUCUCUUGAGAGACAGUCCACAGUUCGUGUGGAGUGGCAAGUCUACGGCGACUGGCAGAUCACAUCUGCACGUGCUUUUGGGACUAUUCUGUGAUUCUGGAACCGGAAUUUCUAUCAAGAAAGCAGUCGGGUCCCUGAUAGUGCAUUUGCUCGCCUCCAGUGUUGCCUUCCAGCACAAUGUUCAUGAAGCAGACUUGUGGCUCCGUGCUGCCGACGGUGCCACAGAUUCCGUUGCUACUUUCCUCGACCAGUGUUUGCAGGUGCAUCUCAAGAAACCAUACCAGUAUAUGGAAGAUCUUCGGGCUCUCGCGCCAGAUGCAGAACCUGUCAGCUCAUUAUUGUUGACAGUACUUGAACAGCUCACUUCUCGAACAGAGCCCGCCCUAUUUGUUUUUGUCCGCAGAUUGUUCAUUGGAUUGUCCAGCAUUCAGCGCGAUCUUACUUUGUUGCGCCUCUGCUUUGCUCGACUGGAGUCGCUUACGGUCGGGUCUGAGCCCGAGAUAUCCCGCCAAGUUGACAUCGUUCGUUGGUGUCUCGACGGUUUCCCCGAGACGAACUGUGUUCUGGAUAGCGAGCCCAUGCCCGACUUCGAGGAUGUCAACCAGCUUUUGACAUGGAUGAAGAUAGUUGGAACUCACUCCCGAGAGGAUCUGCAGAAGGGCUUCCAACUUGUCGUUCAAUCGGACGCAUCCGCUGUUGCACAAUUCGCUGACGCUGUUGACCCUCGGACGAGACUGCUUUGGACGCUGCCGCUUGCUGACAUUCAAUCACACCAAGUGCUUGUGAAUGCAGCAUUGCGGUGUGAUCUGCUGGAUCUAAAGCGAAUGGUCUGUCUUGUCGGCCACAAGAUCUCUUCGAAUACGAGCCCAACUCUGAUGUUCCUGGCCUCCGUCUGUCGCGGUCUCGCGAGUAGUCCGUACUGGCCAGACGUCAGACUGGAGAUAUUCACGCACUCGUCCAUGUGCGAGAUCUUCACCCGAAUCGAUGCUCCUAAGAGCACACUCGACGGCAUCAGUGCUCUCCUCGCAGCCUCACUCGAUGCAGCCCUUGAAGCGGAUCGGCAAGUCGUCUCAGAGCUGACGCAACAUUGGCUCGGUGUGUUGACGGAGUCUGGCUUCCAUCCGGCGAGUCGUAGUUUGCAUGGUAAUCGAUUUGAGAUGCUCACUUGGCUGAUGUACCCUGCAAACCAAAGCAGCUCACAGCUUGUCGAUGCCGCUGUCAAAGCACUGGAGCACUCGACUCGCGGAGAAUCUCUCCUAGUGCAUCUCCCUGUUCUCGCAUCUCUAGCUCAAAACUCGCCCGCACUGGAGAGCAUGAUCGCAGCUGCGGUCGGAAGCUGCCUGCCGAUCGGCAUUCAGGGCUACUCGCUCAAUACACAGUCACUGGACCAAUGCGCCCCAACAUGGGCUCGCCGUGCUUACCCACUCACAGCCAUACCCAAGAUCGAAUCCCUGUUGUUCCAAGACUCGGAUUGGACCGAUUCAUCGGUCACACUUGCUGCAACCAUCCUAUACCGCUCAGGAUGUGAUCCUGACCGCUUUUCGCAAUGGCUAAGCAGCGAUUUUGCAAGCCGAAGAUCUACAGCUCAUCUUGCGCGUGUGUUUCAAGCGCAACUUGAGCGGUCCCCCCACACCAUCGACGCUUCAGCCUUCGAUCCUUUCUUGGGGCGGCUCUUUGCUCAAGUCGCGGACGACAACGUCUCGUCGACACUUCGCGAGCCGUGUGCCGCAGCAUGCCAUGCCAUCUUCAAUGAAUAUCCGGAGAUGACACCAAAGUUUUUGUCUACACUCGAGAAAUGUAUCGGCAAGUUGCGGGACACAUCCCUGACGAUGCAGUUGCUGUCAAUCGGGAAACGUUUCUCGAGUAAUUCCCUGAUAGAGCAUGCCCUGCGUUGGGGGGUGGAUGUUCUCGCAACCUCCGAACCAGAUACUCUCCUUGUUGGGGCAAUCACGUCUAUGAUUGAAGCGACCCGAAGUCUUCAUUCAGCUUCCACAGAGACCUUAUUAUCAGUCAUCAUCCAGCACCGAUUGUUUGACGAUGCGUCCUUGGCCUUGUCCGCUGCUAUACUGCGCAAGGGUUCAUUCAAACCCUUGCUUGUCAACCGCUAUAUCCAGAGCAUCAUCCAGCACCCACACUUUUUCAGAGCAUGCAAUGCCCCAUCCCGCGACGCUCUGAUCGCUGUUCUUCACGUGCUAUUCAAUUGGCAUCCAGCGAAUACAUGCCAACCCACCCAUAUACAACCGCUGGUGCCGAUCUAUCGAGGCACUGCGUCCGCUAGCGAUCGCAAGCUUCUGUCGAUAUUACGACUUUUCGAAGACGAGCGCAAAGUUUCGAUCGCUGCAUUUCUCUCCCAGUGGUCUCCUUCUGUGGAUGUUCCGUCAACCGGCGCCCUUGAAGCCGUGCAAAGUCUGGACCCGGUUGUAGUACUUCGCACAUGUGUUCAUUUUCCUGAUUGGAGGAAGUUGGCUGCAGGUGAAGCGGGCGUGAGAGAGAGCUCAAGUCACGCGCAAAUCUAUGACCCCGUAUUUCUGAUUCUUCUCUUUGCGCAUGCCAUGGCAGAGGAUGUGCCCGAGAGCGCGUUUGCCUGGAUCCAAAUCUUCAGGACGAACGUCGUCAGCCUUGUGAUCAGGGGGCUGUCGUCCAAGGACGCAGAUCUGAGACACGUCGCAUGGGCUCAACUAGCUGCACUUUGGGCGCAUCUCGAGUCAGCAGACAUGCAAGAACAACCGCAAGUCGUCUAUGUGCUCAACGUUCUGCGGAAUGCGAUCUCAGAGUCGGAACCUGCCAAGCGACUGCCGUCAUACGCCACGUUGACUAUUGCCCAUGCACUGCGGGGCAUCUUCUAUCCCGCGCAUUUCACCUAUCCUCUGACGGCACGAUUCCUGCUUCAGCGACCGUCCAUCGACUUGACAGACGUUCCCUUGUUGUACGGAAUGCUUUACAGCAGCUCAGACGACUGGAAGAAGGAGCGAGGCUGGAUCAUCCGAUUCAUCGCCGAUGGCAUGUCCUCCUCAGAUGACUGGCGUGUCCUGAAGCGAAGGCACACCUGGGAGCUGCUUGCGACUCUGUUCCAGAGCUCCGAGGAGGAUCAGUCUCUGCGCAACGCCAUUCUCGAGGUCCUGGCGAAUGUGACUUGCAACAGACAAGCCACAACAUCCUUGCUUCUGAAGAGCAAUCUGUUGCAAUGGAUCGAGACACAGCUUCUCCAAGGCAUUGCAGAAGUAUUGGCCUGGACACGCAUUCUUGAAAACAUACUGGUGGUCGUUGAUGCCGCGAAGCUCGAAUCUGCUACAGCCGGGGAAUGGCGAUCCGUGGUCAGCCGAUGUCUCGCAAUUCUGCUCAAGAACAUGCCAAACCAUGGUGGGGUCUCUACCUUGUCUCCCAAUUUCUCGCUGACAGAUCGCGAAGCCAAACCAGACACAGUGCUUGCGACCAUUGCACCGGUGAUCCUACGCCUGUCAUCGCUGCCCGGAAACCCACCCCACAGUCUACGAGAAGUGCUUGAUCUCGCCGUCCAAGGCAUCCAAUCGCUGGAGCGUGACAUACCAUUGCACGGGGGAUGCCUCAAUACACUGCUCAAUGCGGAGAGUGCUCCGUGCCGAGCGGAAGACUUGCAUCGGGUACCUGAGAUGGACUGUCUAACGGCCUGGGGCUUCUCACUGGAGUGCCUCUGGCAAGCUUCCAUGUGCCUGCCUCAAAAAAGCACGGCGUGGGAUGAGCUGACGCCACGUCUGCUGGUCUGGCGAUCGAUGGUGGGGCUCGAGCGUUGCGUCGUUGGCGAAUGGGCGCGCAAAAUGACCGUAUCGAUGGUUUAA